This is a messenger RNA of Oncorhynchus mykiss (rainbow trout), 2024 nucleotides long. The record is from RefSeq and is a predicted model, not a curated record. Lineage: Eukaryota; Metazoa; Chordata; Actinopteri; Salmoniformes; Salmonidae.
UCUCAGGUCGCCUGGUGUGGAGCUCCUUCCUGCUUGCGGAGCACAGACAGAAGAGAGGUGAAGGAUUGGACCCGAAGAGGAGUUGGACCCAAAGGAGAGUUGGAUCCAAAGGAGUUGGACCCGAAGAGGAGUUGGACCCAAAGGAGUUGGACCCAAAGGAGAGUUGAACCCAAAGGAGAGUUGAACCCAAAGGAGAGUUGAACCCAAAGAGGAGUUGGACAAGCUUUAAUAAAACAUAAUUUAAACAUAGCUGGCUAAAUCGUAACCUCUCGCUUUUAACUUAGAUUUGUGAAACAACACGUUUUUUUGUGUUUUUUUUUCUCCAAAGUUCACGGACAUGUUUGAGAAGAUCGCUUGUAGUUAUUAACUUGUUACCGGCGUUUACUGUGUCUACCAUCACCACCCGGUGUACCCGUUACCCCUCCAGCCCCUGGGCCCUGUCUCUCUAUCUCUUCUGCCUCUCAGCUAACCUCGAUCUGGGAAAGAUGGUGUCGUGGAUGAUCUCCAGAAGCGUUGUGCUCGUCUUCGGGACCCUGUAUCCUGCAUACUAUUCCUACAAAGCAGUGAAAACCAAAAAUGUCAAGGAAUAUGUCCGUUGGAUGAUGUACUGGAUUGUGUUUGCUCUCUACACCGUAGUGGAGACCAUCACAGACCUCACUGUAGCCUGGUUCCCCCUGUACUAUGAGAUUAAGAUAGCAUUUGUUAUCUGGUUGCUGUCUCCCUACACCAGAGGAGCUAGUCUCAUCUACAGGAAGUGCCUCCAUCCUCUACUGUCCUCAAGAGAGAGGGAGAUAGAUGAGUACAUUGUCCAGGCCAAGGAGCGUAGCUACGAGACCAUGGUGACCUUCGGCAAGCAGGGCCUAAGUAUAGCUGCUACUGCAGCUGUCUCCGCAGCUGUCAAGGGCCAGGGGGCGAUCACAGAGAAGCUGAGGAGCUUCAGUAUGCACGACCUGACUCAGAUACCCCUCGACGACGCAGCAGCCAAUCAGAUCUAUACGGCCCAUGCCGGCAACCCUGCCGUGAGCAGGAGGGCUCUCACCGCAAACUCGACCGACAGAACAGAGUACUAUGCCUAUGAUCAGGAGGACAGGACAGACGAGGAGGGGGAACAACUUUUCUCAGAGGACGAGGCUGUCACCCAGAGAGGUCUGAGGAGGUCCCAGAGUGUCAAGAUCGUGCGCUCUAAAGCUCGCAAAGAUGCCCGUUAUGGAUCUCUGAAGAUCAAAGGAAAGCGGAGACCGGUUCUGACUGCUGCUACCUACAGUGCCAUGUAAUGAACGGUCCAGGAGACGUGACUGCUGGCUGGUGCCAUGGAUGGGGUUUCCUUCUGUAGUGCUCUACUGUUGACCAGAGCACGGUGGGUCCUGGCUAAAAGUAGUGCAUUAUGGGCCCUGGCCAACAGUAGUGCAUUAUGGGCCCUGGCCAACAGUAGUGCAUUAUGGGCCCUGGCCAACAGUAGUGCAUUAUGGGCCCUGGCCAACAGUAGUGCACUAGAAUGGGAAUAGGCUUUUUGGGACGGACCAGGAAAUCAGUCAACAAUUCAGGAAGGACUACUGACGGCUCCAACAUCCAUAUCAGUGACUACUGACUGCUCCAACAUCCAUAUCAGUGACUACUGACGGCUCCAACAUCCAUAUCAGUGACUACUGACAUGUUAGACCAUCCAUUCUAUGGAGAACGAUGCUGUGGAACUGUUCUCCUGGUGUUUUUUUUAAACUGUCCUGGGGUCUAAUUCUAUUCACGCUGGGAGCAUCUGUCUUUUUUUAAAUGAACCACCAACUCACUAUAUUUAUGACAUUAUUCUGACUGUGUGUAUUUAAACCAUCGUACAGCGGUAGCUGUACAGAAAGAAUCUUAAGGUUUCCUGUCUUUUAGUUAAGUGUUGUUGUUGCAUGGAUCUUAUAUUCUGGGUUGUUUUUAUGUGAGGAUGUGGACUUUUUAGGAUCUUGUCUUUUUUUUUUGAGGGGUUAUAUAAUUCAUUUAGCUUCAUUUUGUCAUAUAUGCUGCCUUGUAUUUUGAGUUUA